AUGGAGUGGAGCGCCAACGUGCGGGCUCGGCAGUGCAUCCAUCUGCGCCCUCCCGAGCCAAAAUUUCGGUGGGCGGUGGCAGAGCCGGUUGUCGACAGUCCUAGCUCACCCGGGGACCCCUCCCCGAUUGACAUUGUUGGUCAAGAGCCUGGUCAUCUGCGGUGUGGACCAGGAGGUGUGCAGUGGAGCGCCAAGGUGCGGGCUCGACCUUGCCAUCCACCUGCGCCCUCCUCCGCCUCCGGUCUUCUUGAAUCUGUCUUCACACCGGGUCCAGGUGGGAAAGAUGGAGGAGGCGGAGGAGGAGGAGGAGGAGGAUGAGGAGGAGGAGGAGGAGGAGAAUGUGGCAGAUGCUGUGGAAGUCUGCUGUCACUCCAAACUAACUCACGCGCAAUUCGCCUUGCCUACUUCGCCUUGCCAUGGAGCACACGGUGGACAUCGCCGGCAACGACGGAAGAACUGUCGUAUCAAUUGCUGGUUAGUAAAUCGAGAACAAGGCUUAAUGUUCCCUUCUCAGUGUGGUCACGGCGACUCUCUCAUGGUCGUGAGAUCAGAUUCUCCCCCUGUCUAGUGAAAAAUCGGCAUAUUUUUCGGGUGACCUGGUCGUGUGUGCAGUCCGCGUAGAGGAACUGUCUAGCUCUAUUAGCCGCUGCGCCCUCGCCCACCCCCGCCUACCGUCUGGGCAUUAUCCUGCCAUCGGAGCAAGGUAAAACAUACGCGAGUGACUGGCGCCGCGCCUACUAUGUGGUGCACGCGGUGGACAUCAUCGGACUGCCGGGACCCUUUGACGGCGCGGCCCAACUUUUCCUCAAAUGCUCUGUCAGCCAUUGAAGGCUGGCAUGGGGAUGCCCGUAGGAGUAUCUGCCGGAAAGCACGCAGGGGACGCCGGGGGACUCGCUGAUGGCCAAAACCCCUCGCAGCUGGGUCAUGCAGCUAGCACCUACGCUGUCAGUAUGGUAUCCUGGAACCCCAAUGUGAACUGUAUGCAUGUGCACAAGUCUAGCUGCAUCAAAUGGACAUCACACUAGUUGAAAUAAAUUCAGCAACCCCAGUGGGGUUCGCGCCCCCAGCUAACCUUUCCCCUCUCCCCACCAGAUUCACAGCGUGUCACAACGGAAACUCUGAGUUUUCCAAAUCUAUGCCCACCAUCUGUUUCAUUCUGUGUGCCCUCGCAACUAGACUUUCUACACCCCAGGCGGAGCAUGCAGUUGUUGGAGUUAUCAUAAUUCCCAAUCUGUUAUGCAAAUUUAAAAAUAAACAUCCUUUAGGCUGCACGCCAUAAGCUGUCCGCGGUCAGACGGUACUUUGGCUUACGCUGGGGUGAAUUACUCCUUCCGGAAAUCAGUCUCACUGUUGAGUCGCUGAUAAAACUCCUAAGUAGGUCACAGACGCCGGGAGCGCAGUUUUGUGUGGGUUUAAGCAGACAGUCUUGCUUUUGCAUUGUACACGGGUGUUUUUUGUCAAAAAGACUUUGCUUCCCCUUUUGUACACGGAGGCAUCACAUGCUCCCGACUCAUCCUCCCCCCUGGCAUCUCCCAAUGAAGUCUGUCUAACCCCUUUAGCAGAUUAGUAUUCAUUCCAGUCGCAUUGUUUACCAUGUUGAGGAUAACAACGAUGGCUUUUGUCGUCUCGCCCUAAUGCAUUUAGGGCGUCCAUGUGUUUUUUUUCAGGAGGGGGGGGGGUUGGUUGGGAAAUCGGACUCUUUGAGUGCCGAUGGGCGGUGGCUACUAAUUAUUUUCUUGCCCAGUCGAAGUACUGUUGGGACUGUUGAGUUACUUUGGGCAGCUCCGGCAUCGGGUUCUUAGAAUGGGUCUUAGAUUUAACCAAACAUGGCCACAUGCACAGACAAAAGUGCGAAUUUCCCAACCCUAUCUCAGUCACAUUAAAAAUUUAUUUUAACGAAAAAUGCUCAGAUGCGGGUUUCAUAAAUGCGGACAUUUAUGCUUUUUUAGAUGAACCGAUAACCUACUGCAGUUUUGUUUCCUGUGAACUUCAACCAAAAAGAAGGGAAGUAAUUUGAGACGCUUAAUAACAUUUACAGUAGGUGGCACGCCUCACAAAACGUUUACCGGAAUUCCAAAUUUUUGUUCUCAGUUAGAAAGAAAUACCUAGGUUGGGUUGUGAGCACAUAGGUGACAUCAUUUUAUCCACUGAUUUCGAUGUAUCGCAAAAGGCAAGCAUAUUUUAAAAAGGGAAAUUUAAAAUAUAAUCUUCCUUAUACCCCUUUGGUAAUGAAUCACGUCCUUGUUAAGCCUUUUAUUUGAAUAAUGCGUAUAUUCAAUUUUGGAAAAGCGACAUUCAAUUUCAAAAUGCUUUUGUGCCCGAUUUGUCCUUGUGCUUGCGUUCAGGACAUCCAAACCUCAUGCUGUUCACUUUCUGGUCGGACUGAUUGGUGUGACCCCACAUACAGGACAUGGGAUGGGCACACUCCACGCAAGUAACAGAAGUGCCCGCCAGAAUCCCAUGUGGCCGCUGUGUUGGUCCAGAGCAUCUAACACGUCGCCCGUUUGGGGAGCAAACACGCACACGCACACGACAGUUCGACUGUCCAUUUCGACGAUGUCCACCGUGUGCCCCACAGCUGCAGCAGCGGUGGGAGCAGGGACGGUGACUUGCGCUGCAUCUACCACCCCCUCUCCUCCUCCCCCGCCUGUGCCCGGUGUCGAGACAGAGUCAAGAAGACCGGAGACGAGGGAGACCGCAGGUGGAUGGUUCGGACGGAUCCUCACCUUGGCGUUCCACCACACCCCCUGGUCCACACAACAAAUGACCAGGAUUUCAACCAGCAAAAGACAGGUUUGGAGGCUGGCACGGCUGAAGCCGCACCUAGGCAUGCUGCCAACGCCUGGCUCGGAUCCUACACUGUGGUGAGAGUGCCAUACGGUCACAUUAAGAAGGAGCCAUUGCAGCCUGACUCUCAGACCACCACCAGUCAAGGAGGAGGUCCAAGUUACCCCGUCAGUUGGCAACCUUUUAGCGCACCGUGA
Messenger RNA from Spirometra erinaceieuropaei, 2984 nucleotides. NCBI's taxonomy places the organism in Eukaryota, Metazoa, Platyhelminthes, Cestoda, Diphyllobothriidea, Diphyllobothriidae. The record is from the annotation of a GenBank genome assembly.